Oikopleura dioica is the source of this 300-nucleotide messenger RNA. The record is from the annotation of a GenBank genome assembly. Lineage: Eukaryota; Metazoa; Chordata; Appendicularia; Copelata; Oikopleuridae.
AUGAAUGACGAAAUUUCUUCUAGAUUUUUUAAUGGUUUUGCGAAUGUGCAGCAAUAUGUUGAUAAUAACCAUUACAAUAACUGCAAUGAAACCUACCCGAAUAUUCAGAAUUACGCGGCGCAAAAUGAAACGCUAGAACCAAUCAUGGACAACGGGAUGACGGACGAAAUGGCUUGGAAUCAAUAUGCUGUGAUCAUUACUUAUCUGGUGUACUUCUCUGUCGGCUUAAUCGCCAACUUGGCAAUUAUUCUCGUGCUGAUGGUGUCGCCGGUCAAGACCGCUUCGUUUGGGAUGAUCUGA